Messenger RNA from Cucumis sativus (cucumber), 5640 nucleotides. The record is from the annotation of a RefSeq genome assembly. NCBI's taxonomy places the organism in Eukaryota, Viridiplantae, Streptophyta, Magnoliopsida, Cucurbitales, Cucurbitaceae.
AUGAUUUUAAAAUCUUUUAUACUAGGUAAUCUAGUAUCCCUAUGCAUGAAGAUAAUCAAUUCGGUCGUUGUGGUCGGACUCUAUUAUGGAUUUCUGACCACAUUCUCCAUAGGGCCCUCUUAUCUCUUCCUUCUCCGAGCUUGGCUUAUGGAAGAAGGAACCGAGAAGAAAGUAUCAGCAACAACAGGUUUUAUUACGGGACAGCUCAUGAUGUUCAUAUCGAUCUAUUAUGCGCCUCUGCAUCUAGCAUUGGGUAGACCUUAUACAAUAACUGUCCUAGCUCUACCGUAUCUUUUGUUUCAUUUCUUCUGGACCAAUCCCAAACACUUUUUUUAUUAUGGAUCUACUACCAGAAACUCAAUGCGUAAUCUUAGCAUUCAAUGUGUAUUCCUGAAUAAUCUCAUUUUUCAAUUAUUCAACCAUUUCAUUUUACCAAGUUCAAUGUUAGUCAGAUUAGUCAACAUUUCUAUGUUUCGAUGCAACAACAAGAUGUUAUUUGUAACAAGUAGUUUUGUUGGUUGGUUAAUUGGUCACAUUUUAUUCAUGAAAUCGGUUGGAUUGAUAUUAGUCUGGAUACAGCAAAAUAAUUCUAUUAUAUCUAAGAAGUACAUUAGAUCUAAUAAGUACCUUGUGUCAGAAUUGAGAAAUUCUAUAGCUCCAAUCUUUAGUAUUAUCUUAUUUAUUACCUGGGUCUACUAUUUAGGCAGAAUACCGUCACCCAUUCCACUGAAAGAAACCUCAAAAACCUCAGAAACGGCGGAAACGGAGGAAAGCGAGGAAGAAACAGAUGUAGAAAUAGAAACCACUUCCGAAACGAAGGGGACUAAACAGGAACAAGAGGGAUCCACCGAAGAAGAUACUUCUCCUUCCCUUUUUUCGGAAGAAAAGGAGGAUCCGGACAAAAUCGAUGAAACGGAAGAGAUCCGAAUAGAUAAAAAAGAAAAAUAUCUCUUCGGGUUUGAAAAACCUCUUGGGAUUAUCCUUUUCGACUAUAAACGAUGGAAUCGUCCAUUUCGAUAUAUAAAGAAUGAUAAAUUUGACAAUGCUGUUAGAAAAGAAAUGUCACAAUAUUUUUUUUAUACAUGUCAAAGUGACGGAAAAGACCGAAUAGUUUUUACAUAUCCACCUAGUGUAGCAACUUUUUUCGAACUGAUAGAAAAAAAGAUAUCUUUGUUUUCAACAGAAAAACUUUUUUAUGAUGAAUUCGAUAAUCCUUGGAAGUCUUUGAAUGAACAAAAAAAAAGAAUUUUAAACAAAAUAGUUAUAACUAGAAUUCUACUUCUCGAUAAGGGAUCCCCAACUCUAGUUGGAGAUGUACUGCAAAAAAGGACUCAAUUAUGUAUAUGUAAUGAUGAAACUAAAAAAGAAUAUUUACCAAAAAUAUAUGAUCCGUUCUUGAGUGGUCCUUACCGGAGACGAAUCAAUUUACUUUUAGGAUUCUCAAUGCUAAAUGAAACUUCUAGAAAAAAUGAUAGUGAGAACAUUUGGACAAAUAAGAUUCAUGCUAUCAUUCGUAAUAAUAACAACGGUUUCUUCGAUGGAGUUACAAUUCCUUACAAGGCUAACGCAAGUGAUCAAAACUCGAUUGACCUAACAGAAAUCAGUAAAAAAGUUCCUCGCUGGUCAUACAAGUUAAUCAAGGAGAUAGAACAAGUGUACGACAUAACCGAUGGAGAGCUCGUGUUAGAUUAUCAAAUUCGUUCAAGAAAAUGCAAACGCGUAGUAAUUUUAAGUGACCUUAACAAAAUUAAGAAGAUUUCUACUUCUACUCCUACUUCUACUCCUACUUCUACUCCUACUUCUACUUCUACUCCUACUUCUACUCCUACUUCUACUCCUACUUCUACUCCUACUUCUACUUCUACUUCUACUCCUGCUUCUAUUCCUGCUUCGACUUCGACUUCUAUUCCUGCUUCGACUUCGACUUCGACUUCAACUUCUAUUCCUGCUUCGACUUCGACUUCAACUUUUAUUCCUGCUUCGACUUCAACUUCUAUUCCUGCUUCGACUUCGACUUCGACUUCAACUUCAACUUCUAUUCCUGCUUCGACUUCGACUUCGACUAAUGAGAUUAAGUCGAAGGACGAACCAAAGGACGAACCAAUGGAACAGGCUAUUAUACGCUAUGCCAAGCAAUGGGAUUUUCGUCGAGAGAUAAUCAAAGGCUCUAUGCGUGCUCAACGACGUAAAAUGGGUAUGUAUCAACUGUUUCAAGGUGCAAAUUCUUAUCUUUUCUUGGGCAGACACAAUUUUUUUUUUUCUGAUUUUUGUAUUUAUAUUCCUAGACUAAUGGAAAAACUUGAUAGACUUCGGAUACGGACAAACACAGAAUUGCCUAUUUCGAAUAAUGGAGAAGAAAAGACAAGGGAAGAUCUGAAAAACGAAAAAAAUCAAGAAUCGAUAAAUCUGAAGGAAGAAAAACAUAUACAAAUAGCAGAACUCUGGGAGAGCAUACGAUUUGGUCAACUAGUAAGAGGUUCUCUGUUAAUAACUCAAGCAUUUUUGAGAAAAUAUAUUAUCUUACCCUCAGUGAUAAUAGCUGCCAACCUUACCCGUAUACUAUUAUUGUCACCUCCUCACUUUUUUGAGGAUUUUAAAAAUUGGAAAAAAGAAAUAUAUGUAAAGUGCACAUAUAAUGCUAUUCCAUUAGCAGAAAACGAAUUUCCCCAAAAUUGGUUAACAGACGGUAUUCAAAUAAAGAUCUUAUUUCCUUUUCGUCUGCAAUCGUGGCACAGAUCAAAAAAGAUAGAAAAAAAGGAUUUUUGUUUUUUAACAGUUUUUGGAACGGAAACUGAACAGCCUUUUGGGUCUGCCGAAAACCCAUUCUUGUUUUUUAAAUCCGACUUAAUAGAGUUAAGAGAGUUCAUAAAAAAAAAAAAACAACAAUUAAAAAAAUGGAGAACGAAGUAUUUUCGAAUAUUUUUACGUUUAAGAAAAAAGGUUUUUAGAAAAAUUAAUAUUGCAAAAGAAAAAUGGGUCAUCAAACCCAUUUUAUUUAUAAAAAAAAGACUAAGAGAAUUCUGGCAAAGAAACCCAAUUCUAUUAUUGCAAUUGAAAGAAAUAUACAAGUUGACUGAAGCUAAAAAAGAAAACAAUUCAAUAAUAAGUAAUGGAAUGAUCCAAAGCUCGUCUGGGUCUAUAGAUUCGAUAAUUUUGUCAUUGAGAGAACGAAAGAUGAAAGAGUUGACUGAUAGAAUAAACACCAUGCUAAAAAUAAUUGAAAAAAUGAAAAAAGACAGGCAAAAAGAGUUGCUAAAUACAAAAAUAAAUAUUAGUCCUAACAAAAUGAGUUAUUAUGAUAAAAUAUUUGAAUCUCAGAAAAAUAUUUUAAAGAUAUUAAAAAAAAGAAAUGUACGAUUUAUUCGUAAAUCGUAUAAGUUUCUAAAAUUUUUUGUUCAAAACAUAUACAUAGAUAUCUUUCAAGGUAUCAUUAAUAUGUCGAGGAUUAAUGGCCAAGAUUCAAAAAUUACAAAAUCCUUUUUCAAUAAUGAAGCAAAUCAAGAAAGAAUUGAUAAACCAAAUCAAAGUAUAAUUAUUUCAACUAUCAAAAAGUUACUUUCGAAUAUUACUAAUAAGAAUGUAAAGAAUCAGAAUCUAAAGAUGUUUUGGGACGUAUCAUACUUGUCGCAAGCAUAUUUAUUUUACAAAUUAUCACAAACAAAAAUUAUUAACUUAUCUAAGUUAAGACCUGUCUUUCAAUAUCACGGAACAUCUCGUUUUCUUAAGAAUGAAACACAGGAUUAUUUUGUUGAAGUUGUUGGAGCACACGAAAUAUUACAUUCCGAUCUAAAACAAAAGAAACAAAAGAAUCUUGAAAAUUCUGGAAUGAUAAAUCCAUGGAAAAACUGGUUACGGGGUCAUUAUAACUUCGAUUUAUAUCCGAUUAGAUGGUCAAAAUUACUCUCCCAAAAAUGGCGAAAUAGAGUCAAGCAAGAUCGUAAAAAUAAAGAUUUUAACCAAUGUGAUUCAUAUGAAAAAAAAGGAUUAAUUGAUUACAAAAAACAAAAUCCUUUUGAAACACACUACUCAUUACCGACUAAAAAAAAAAAAAAAUAUAUAUAUGAUUCUUUAUCAUAUAAAUCUAUUAAUUAUGAAGAUAAUAAAGAUUCAUAUAUUUAUGAAUUACCAGUACAAGUAAAAAAUAAUCAAGAAAGUUGUUAUAAGUACAACAAGGAUAAAUGCAAAUUUUUUGAUAUACUGACUGAUCUCCCUAUCGAUAAAUAUCUAGUGAAAAAUAAUUAUCCAGUGAAAGCUAAUAUUAGAGGUCUGGAAAAAACUAUGGAUAGAAAAUAUUUUGAUUGGAGAAUGCUGCAUUUUUCUAUUAAAAAUAAGGGCGAUAUACGAGUCUGGAGACAUAAUGAGUCUGACACGAACAGUAAAAAAAAUACUCAAAAUGGGGUUAAGAAUUUUGAACUAAUUCAAAAAAUAAAUAAGAAAAUAAUUAGAAAAAUAAAAAAGAAAGAAUUGUUUUAUCUCACAAUUAAUCAAGAUAAAAAAAGCAACCCAUCCAACAAUAAAAAACAAAUCUUUUUUGAUUGGAUGAGAAUGAGUGAAAAAAAAAUAAGUCGUUACAGAUCGAAUUCGAACCCUAAGUGGUUCUUUCCAAAAUUUUUGAUACUUUAUAAUGCAUAUAAGAUUAAGCCAUGGAUGAUACCAAUCAAAUCACUUCUUUUCGAUUUGAAUGAAAAUGAAAUUUUUAGUAAAAAAAAACUCAUUGAAAAGAAAAAUGGAAAUAAAGCAAAAAAAGAAUCUGUGGCCAAAGAGGGUGUUGACUCAGUUCUCUCAAACCACACAAAAAAUCUUCAAAAAGAUUCUGCGGGAGCAGAUGUGAAAAAAGGUAUAAAGAAAAAGCAAUCCAAGAAAAAGAUCGAAGGGAAGCUUGGUGUACUCCGAACAGGCCAUUUUCGUUUUCAAUUGAACUGGCCUAAUCCCGAAAUAAGUAAAAGCCUUUUCAUGAACCUCAACGGAUUUUCUUUCAUGCUUAGACGGCUAGAUCUCAAAAAACUUAGUCUAGCCGCUAUUCGCAAUAACGAAUUCAGUCUGGAGUUCCUGCUACCUCCGUCGGACGAUAUAACUUUUCACGAGUUACUUGAAAAGGGAAUAUUUAUUAUCGAACCCGUUCGUCUGUCUCUAAAAAAUGAUGGAAAAUUUAUUAUGUCUCAAACCAUAGGUAUUUCAUUAGUUCAGAAGAAUAAGUACCAAUUGAAUCAAAGAUAUCAAGAAAAAGGCUAUCCUUAUAAGAGGAGUUUUGCUGAAUCCAUUGCAAUACAUCAAAAAAGGACUGAAAAUAGAACCAGCAAUCAUUAUGAUUUGCUUGUUCCGGAAAAUAUCUUAUCCCCUAGAGGUCGGAGAGAGUUUAGAAUUCUAAUUUGUUUCAAUUCUGGGAAUAAAAAUGAUAUCCAUAGAAAUACAGCAUUUGACGAUGGAAAUAAGGUGAAAACAGAUGAUCAAGUUUUGGAUAAAAGAAGCAAACAUCUUGAUAGAUAUCAAAAUCAACUAAAAAAUUUAAAGUUAUUUCUUUGGCCCAAUUAUCGAUUAGAAAAUCUAGCUUGUAUGAAUCGUUAUUGGUUUGAUACCAAUAAUAGCAGUCGUUUUAGUAUGCUAAGGAUCCAUAUGUAUCCACAAUUGAAAAUUCGUUAA